Molecule: messenger RNA, 1595 nt
Organism: Eruca vesicaria subsp. sativa (arugula)
Lineage: Eukaryota; Viridiplantae; Streptophyta; Magnoliopsida; Brassicales; Brassicaceae
Source: the annotation of a GenBank genome assembly
AGCUUUCAUGGCGUCUUUUGUUUUCUUAACGUUUGGCUCAUUGAUCAUAUCAUUAACUCAUCACCCACGAUCUCUUCUACGAAUUCGCUAUUUCUUCUCACAGUCAGCGAGUUCUUCUGUAUAAAUAGUCUGGUCGGUGUCCUUCCACUAUAGAGGCCCACCUGCUCCGUUUUCGGGAGGAACGUGAAACGCGGCCGUGAGCUGAUGUGGGUGGAAAUGUUCCUGGUCGAUGUCAAUGCGCAGAUUAUGCAAGCCUCCAUCGGAGCUAAUCGUGUUCCAACCUUCUGGUCAAGACUGAAUGCCGGUUCGAUGUUUUCCAUCUCCGGUUUUGAUGUAUGUCGUUGUGUCCAGAAAUUUUGCUUAACCGAUUCAUCCUUGCUGAUCCGGUUUUCUUAUUCGACCGUUUUCGAGGAGAUAACCGAACCGUUUCUCAGCUUCCUGCAGAGGGAUUCUGGUUUCAUGAUCAUGCCGAAUUGAUUGGUCUAGCUAACACGAGCACUCAGCUCCCAGACGUUAUGGGUGAGCUUAUUGCGGUGAAGAGCACUAUUGUUCAAUCGUUCUUUCAUGUUGUGACGGAUACAAGUGCAUUGGUUGUAUUGGGAGUGAGCUUGGUGCCUUUUUUACUGAGAUCAGUUGGGUUUUUUUGGAUGGGAAUGCUUCAACACGAAGAAUCUGAUUUCGUUAAAUGGGGAGAGAUAUUGAUUCGUGACUCUUUGAGUACAAAUGAUAUGGAUGAAAACUGCAUUGGAUCUUUGUCUGAGUCAUUUCCAAUUCCACUUUCGUGCCAUCUCCUUAACUUGAUACUGAACGCUGCUUUUAAAGUCACCAAGCAGCUCCAAAGGUGGAGAAUUUUGCAGCUGGUAUGCUUUGGGAUUUGUGUAAUACUACUAAGAGGCUUUCGUCACAAAGUGUGGAGCAUCGUUCAUGUAUUGUUACUUUCCUCCUCCCUGCUAUUUUCAAGGCAUUCUCUUCUCAAUCUUCUCUGAAGAUCUCACUUCAAGGGAAUUUGUACAUACUAUCAAGGAAUGGUUUAAGAAAAGGUUUUUGGAACGCUGCAAGAACCUGUUCUCGGUUGGAUCAAUAGAGAGAAGGGGUACUCUUGGAUGGACUGAACAGAAAGUUAUGUCUCAGAAAAGGACACUGUCAAAAUUUGGUAGCCAAGAGUUUUGGGUAUAAAUCAAGAAAGGCUUGGUUUUGGAUGAGAGCUUAGUGAGGAAAGCAGUCAUUACAUAUACUGAAAUUAGUUCUAUCUAUACGCAAAGUGAGUAAGACGAGUUCUGAGAAGAAGCCAGAAGAGAACUCAGUUCAUUGUGCUUUAACGAAAAAGGAGAUGUGGGCCGUUAAGAAAUGUAUUUUAAAGAUUCAUGAGUUUUUAGUUUUAUUGACUCCAAGAUUGCAUAGCGGUUUUAUUCUAAUAACAUGCAAUGAUGUUUAUUAUAAGUAAGAUUGAAAUUCUUCAAGAUCGUAGCUGCUGUUUCUUUUGCAGCUGACAUAAUGUCAUAAUUUCAGCAACUGAGUUUGAUGAAUCCAGCUAACAUCUUCCUAUUGGAGAAUGUUGUUCUUUUUAAAAAAUCUGAUUCCAAAAAUGUAUCCCC